Messenger RNA from Gorilla gorilla gorilla (western lowland gorilla), 717 nucleotides. RefSeq lists its product as uncharacterized. NCBI's taxonomy places the organism in Eukaryota, Metazoa, Chordata, Mammalia, Primates, Hominidae. The transcript has 4 exons. Bases 1 to 717 code for a protein of 238 amino acids. The record is from RefSeq and is a predicted model, not a curated record.
AUGCUGGAUCUGGUCAGCAGGGACCUGUUCAGUGGAGGUGCUGAGCACUGCAGGGAGAUGUCAGGAGAAAUGCAUGUUAUCGAGGGCCCUGUGGACAGCUGGGAUGGCCCAGUGGUGUUCAAUGGCCCAGUCAAAAGUGGACAAAGCAGGUGUUUGGAUGGACCUGGGAGAUCUUGCUCAGAGAUUCUGACAGGACAAAGUGUAUAUCCCAUGGAGUCACCAGGAUCAAAGUGGGUAACAGUCAUGUAUGCAUAUGUUGGCAGCCCCGCCAGCUGGUCUGGCCCUGGACGUGCCUUCAGGGUCUGGUUAUGCUUCAUGACCUGCAUUGUGGUCAGUGCCAUUUUGCAGACUCUGAUCACAGUGAAACGUUCCAUGGGAACUUGGGCCAUGAGAAACAUCCCUCCUAACCACGUGACUGCAGAAACAUCCUUAUCGCAUCCUCCUGGGCAAAGGCCCAACAGCCUGACUGCAGGGACAUCCUUGCCAUAUCCUGCUGGGCAGCAAGCUCUACCGCCCAGAUCCCUCCCUCCCAGUCCCAUGAUUACCCCAGCCUGUGAGCGGCAGUUGGUGCUGGCACUAAGCUGGUUUCCCCCUCCCCAGGGUUUUGCUGGCAAUAAAGAUGUUGCUGUUGAAGCCACCAACUGUCUCUGUCUUUCUUUAACCCUCGCCUUGCCUUCCAAGCCUAAUAAUAACUCUACCCUUCCAUUUUACCAAUGA